AUGCCUUCGGACAUUCGUCAAGAUCUUGGACAUCCAGAGACUCAGCAUGUAGUAGAAGAAGAAGAGGAGGAGGAGGAGGAGGAGGACUACAAUGGAUUAUUUGCUGAUAAUGAGGUUGCCGAGAGUACGCCCAGAGUAAAUGGGAUAUUAUCAAGCGGAGAUGACAGCAAUGGUGGAGGAGAACCAGAACCAGAAGAAAAAGAACCCCCCGUCUCAUGGAGUCAACUUCCCAAAAAGACGCAACUACUCAUCCUGGUCCUGGCCCGAUUAUCAGAACCGUUAACGCAGACCUCGCUUCAAGCAUACCUAUUCUACCAACUCAAAUCCUUUGACCCUUCGCUCCCGGACUCGGCAAUCUCGAGACAAGCUGGGAUAUUUCAAGGAAGCUUUACCGCUGCUCAGUUCUUGACAUCUGUAUGGUGGGGGAGAGCGGCUGAUUCGCCCUGGGUGGGCAGGAAACGAGUUCUUUUGGUGGGAUUGUUUGGGACGCUGAUAUCGUGCGUCGGAUUUGGGUUUUCGAGAUCCUUUACGGCUGCAAUUAUAUUCCGGAUUAUGGGUGGGUUGAUGAAUAGUAAUGUCGGAGUCAUGAGGACGAUGAUUUCGGAGAUUAUCGUGGAGAAGAAAUAUCAAUCACGCGCUUUUCUACUACUGCCAAUGUGUUUCAAUGUUGGUGUGAUUAUAGGACCUAGUCUGGGUGGUUUUCUGGCAGAGCCGGUUACAACUUUUCCGGGCAUUUUUGGACCGGGUUCCUUAAUCGGUGGUAAAGACGGUGUAUGGUGGAUGCGACAUUGGCCUUAUGCAUUUCCGAACCUCAUCAGUGCGGUGUUUAUUCUCUCGUCCUGGGCCGGAGUGUUCUUUGGUUUAGAGGAGACUCACGAAGCACUCAGACAUCAGCCUGACUGGGGUCGAAGAAUGGGUAGCGUAAUAGCCAGAAGAUUCAGACGACACCAAGGACACAAAUAUCGUCGACUAGACGAUGAUGAAAGAUCCGUCUUUCCUGAGGAGGACGACGAUUUGGUUCCACCUAGUCCGACGAGACACACACAUCCUCCACCCAUACGCAAAAAGUCCCCUUGGAAACAACUGCUCCACAGAAAUGUCAUAUUAACUCUCCUUACCCACUCACUCCUCGCAAUGCACACCAGCGCCUUCAACGCCAUGACUUUCGUUUUCCUCCCAACACCCCGUGCCCCCGAAGAUAGCCGCAGAGGUUUCUUCCAUUUCAACGGCGGUCUAGGUCUAACAACCCAACAAGUCGGCAUCGCUACUUCGGUCAUUGGCCUUAUCGGCCUCCCGUUACAACUUUUCGUCUAUCCACGAGUCCAAUUCCGUCUCGGCACAUUGAAAUCUUUACGCACGUUUCUGCCCCUGUCACCAUUGGCAUAUACACUCAUGCCAUUUCUGGUCUUGAUUCCUCGAUGCGCUCAGUAUCUUAUAUGGCCAUCUUUUAGCUUCGUGGUGGCAUUACAAGUCCUUUCGAGGACGUUCGUGCUGCCUGCUGCAAUUAUACUUGUCAAUAACUCCGUGUCUGAUUCUUCUGUUCUCGGGACGAUCCAUGGUGUGGCGCAGAGUAUAUCGAGCGGUGCCCGGACGUUGGGACCGUUUCUUGGUGGGUUGGGAUUGAGUUUGGGCUUGUCACAUAAUAUUAUUGGUGCUGUGUGGUGGGCUUUGGCGGUGGAAGCGUUGUUGGGUUGGGUUGUGAGUUGGUCGAUAUUUGAGGGGGAGGGGAUUCAGAGGAAGAUGAAGCAGAUUGUUCAGGAGGAAGAGGAAGAAGCUUUGCUGGAAUCGGAGACUGAGAUUGAAAGGCGAUAG
Molecule: messenger RNA, 1812 nt
Organism: Talaromyces stipitatus ATCC 10500
Lineage: Eukaryota; Fungi; Ascomycota; Eurotiomycetes; Eurotiales; Trichocomaceae
Product: MFS multidrug transporter, putative
Exons: 3
Coding region: 1-1812 (603 amino acids)
Biological process (GO): transmembrane transport
Molecular function (GO): transmembrane transporter activity
Source: RefSeq, a predicted model, not a curated record